UCAUUAGCGGUAGCAACGAACAUGGAAACGGGACAAUCCGACCGUGGGUUACGGUCGGAAAAGUGUAAUGACAAUUAAGAAGAGGCGGAAUAGGUUUUUGUUGUGUGGUAGUGGAUCAAGUGGUACAGUAUCACCAAGAAGUUCCCCUUCCAAUUCUUCAAGUACAAUCAGCACCAGUUCAGGAUAUGUUAGUCUAAGGUUGGGCUUUUCCACCAGACUAAAAAUCUUCUUUCGUAGAAUAUUGUCUCGUUUUCGUAGCAAUAGAAGAAGAAUUCAUCCAAAGCGUCAAUCUAGUAUUUCUUUGAUGGAAGAUCACUCAUUGUCUAUCAUCAUGGAGUUACCUGAACACUCAGAAUCUUCACUCGUUUCAGGAACACAGAUAGCACCAUCCCCACCACCUUUAUCUUCUGGUGUACAGAAUAUGAUCAACCAAUUAAGUGAAAAACAACCAAUGAGCUGUUCUUCUAGAGGUAGCGUUCAGUCAUUGUGGUCUGAAAAUGAGAACGUGUCACCAACGGCUGCAGAUUUGUCUCCACAACCUCCCUCCAUUAGCAACAUGUUUGAUGUAGCCAACCUGUCUCCUGAAGCCCUGGAGAAAACCCUUGUUAACCAGCAGAUUAACCCAUAUGAUGAACAUAAAGAAGCAAGUUCAGAAAGCAUGGAGGUCAACAAAGCCUACUGUAGGAAUGAAAAUGCAAAACAACGAGAAAAACCUAUGAGUCUGAUAUCCUCAACAGCAUCCUGUGAAUUACCUGGUGCUAUGGGUACUGUGGUGGAGAAAACAAAUUGCUGCACGACCACAGUGAAGAUGGAGAACAGGACAGAAAGCAAAUCUGUCCAAUUCCAAAACAAUGUCAUAGUGUAUCCAAGUCCUUCUGGUGUAGUGGACACUAACUCAAGCAGUGGACAGAUGACAGUGGAAUGUCUGUCUGACCUCCGGUCAGAGGGACUCCGCGUAGGCGAGGACUGUAAGGCUAGGAGACCAGCCACACCUGGCAAACUUCUCAAUGAAGGGGAGACAACUGCCUCCCAACCCCUGACGCCUGCACCUAUGAAUGAAGGAAAGAAAACAGUCUCUCCACCUCAGACAUCCACAUAUGUGACUGUGAAAGAUCCAGAUUACACCCCUCGUACUCCACGGAACACUGUAAAACCAGAGAGUGACAAAGGAAAGACUAACACAUCUUUACCUCAAUGUACAGCUAGUAGCCAACAGACCAAGACACUGAUUGAAGAGUCUAAAGGAGAUCUCUAUGUUAAAGAAGUUGGAAAUAGUUCUACCUUGGACAAUGACAUUCCCCCAGAAGAAGUGUGUGCCAAGCGCUCGUGGAGUAGAUUAGAUCUUUCAACUUAUCCAACAAACGAUGACUGCUUCAGAACAAGUGAGAAAGUUUUGUCUGGCGAGGAAAGAAAUGAGAAAGUAAGGAAGAAUAUGUCUGACGUCAAUGUUGUUGAUACUGACAGGCAGGAAUUAGAGGAGAAAGCUAGGCGACGAGCAGACAGGAAGAAAAGAAAAGAAAUGAGAAUGGCUGCUGAAGGUUACAUAAAAGAACAAGAAAACCUACCUCAGGAGGAGAAACGUAAAUUAAAAAAAAAGGCAAAAAAGAAAAACAUUCAAAAGAAAACAGCAAUAAAUAGUGAAGAGCCAGCCGGCCAAAAGGAAUACAGACACCAGAGAGUAAUGAGAUUGGAGGCAGAGAGAGACACAACAAAUCUCAAUGGACAGGAAGGUAGCGAUGGUACUGUCACAUUUGAAGAUAAACUACUACACUGGGAAAAAAUGAAAACAACAGGAGACAAUCGCUCACUUGAUGGUCAGGAGGAAACAAACAAACCUGCUAGGAAAACGAGAACAAAAAAGAAGAAAAACAGAGAACUACCAGCAGCUGGAGAUGAGGGUAUGGGUACUGAGAAAGCAAAGAGGAAAGAAAGGACACACAUGGAGCAUGACGUGAAUAAAGAAGAUAUCCUAGGGUCUGGAGAAGAGACUGGUGAGUGCAUAGAGCCUAUAGAACAUGCAAUGCAUCCACACAAAAAGCCACAUAAAUACAACGAAAGCAGAUAUAGAGAAGACACUGUUUUAAAGCACAGCAGUGAUGAUGAGAUACACACUUAUCAUGUAGACCAUUCAAAGAUUUAUUGUGAAGACAAUUCCAAGAUUGGACAGGCAGAUUCAAACUUUCUAGAUGAAAUUGGUAAGGAGAAGCUCUCUCAAGAGGAACGAAGAAAAAAACAGACCAAAAGGAAAAAAAUGAAAGAGGCCAUAGCAGCAGGAAAUGAACACUCGAAUGACAUGAGGAAGGAAUAUCCAGAUGACCAGGUUAUCACUCAGAUGAGCAGAGAAGACAAUGAUUACCAGAGGGAACAUGUUACUGAUCAAGACAAAAUUGAGGGGAUGCAGCAGGAAAUUGCAGAAAUCUUAGGUCUGUCAUCAAAUUCAGACCAGGCACAAAGAAUUAAACAUAGACGAGGAAUGGUCAACAAAGAUACCAAUCACAUUUUCAAGGAUGAGCAAGGAUGUGAAAACAGUGGAAACCAAAAGUCUGAAGAUUUCGAAGCACUUAGAUAUGAAAGGGACUCAGCUAUUGGUUUCCAAAAUGAGAAAGGUAAUGCCAAAUCAAAAAGUAAACUCAUGAAUUUUACAUGUGGGGAAAGAAUCCAGCAACAGAAGUCCAGACAAAAGAGAAAAGUCAAAAACUUAAAUGACGAUCAAUUAUCCAGUGCAGUUUUUACUUCAGAAAAUCCUAUCAUCCAUGAUGGAUACCCUGUAAUUACAGAUUCUGUCUCUCCUCAAACGGUGAUGAAUGAGGAUGUUUUAGAUGUAAAUCCCAUCCCUUUGACAUCCAGUUAUGAAAGUAACGCUCCUGUUCAAAGUGAAUCAAAUAAGAAGUAUGUUCAUGCAGGAGUGGGACCAACACAUUCUGAAGAUGUUUCACAGAAAGCUGUUCAUGUGGCCAAAACCAAACCUGUGACUGUUGCUAGUGGAGAAAGACGUAGAAAGUCUUCAAACAAAAACAGGGACAACCGAGACAAUUCUACAACUGAUGAAGUGAGCUCUACAUAUGUUAAAGGGCACAAACAGUCCCCUGGUGGUCAACACAUUGGUCAGCAGUACUCUGUUGACCACCAACAUGUCUCUUUAUAUCCAGAGGAAGAAGAAGAUGACCACACAGUCAACUUCCACAAAGAUCUUUCGUCCCAAGUUUCGACAUGGGCACCUGGAAACCAACCCAGGAUGCAGGACAGGGUACAAACUGCAGAAAAUUACUUGCUGAUGGCAAAACAGGACAGUUCAUUGGAAACACCAGGCAUUGGUGGAAACAGAAAGGGACAUUUUAAUGAAGAAGAUAGGGUCACCCACAGUUCAUCAACAUAUCCAAGGGAGAGAGAUGCCUCAAACCACAUCAACAUUACCACCAGAGAUGGUGACCUUCUACCUACAGCGCCUACUUCACCAGAAAGUGACGAGGAUAGACAGCGCGAACAAGUGUCAAGUCAUCAGGAUGUAAAGGAUCACUAUCUGUCAAUCACAGAACUAGAUCGUCCAAGGCCGGUCGGAUGUGAUGUGGAUAUAGAUCUGGGUCGAGAGAUGAAGCCUGGAUUAGAAUCGGCUGUCAGGAGGAUGAACCAAUUGGGGUGA
This is a messenger RNA of Mizuhopecten yessoensis (Yesso scallop), 3640 nucleotides long. RefSeq lists its product as uncharacterized. The record is from RefSeq and is a predicted model, not a curated record. The coding region runs from base 68 to 3640 and encodes 1190 amino acids. The transcript is spliced from 7 exons. Lineage: Eukaryota; Metazoa; Mollusca; Bivalvia; Pectinida; Pectinidae.